Messenger RNA from Epinephelus moara (kelp grouper), 2264 nucleotides. RefSeq names its product insulin induced gene 2 (gene insig2). Bases 227 to 955 code for a protein of 242 amino acids. Lineage: Eukaryota; Metazoa; Chordata; Actinopteri; Perciformes; Serranidae. The record is from RefSeq and is a predicted model, not a curated record. Gene Ontology annotation, cellular component: SREBP-SCAP-Insig complex; endoplasmic reticulum. The transcript has 7 exons. Gene Ontology annotation, biological process: cholesterol biosynthetic process; SREBP signaling pathway; cellular response to insulin stimulus.
GGAAGUAGUCUCAGUAGGGAGAGAAGCUGGAGGUCGAUGGACAUUUUCAUGUAUUGCAGCCUAGUGUUAUAAGGUCGGCUAUGUAAAUGUCAUAUGGAAUGUCUAAUUGUAUUGGAAGCUGUCUUUCAAAAUAAGCUUGGUCUGUGAUGUCAGGGGAGGACAUUAAAGUCACUGGUGGAUAAAGACGUCACACACUGUUCUAUAUUUUCCUGACCUAGGCUUAUGAAUGUCCCGAACACUGACAGCUAUGAGCGACAGCACAGUGACCAGUGGCCAGCAGCAGUGGUCGGGGCCCGGGCAGACGUCACAGCCUUUCCGGGGCCCCUAUAUCUCAGUCAUCACCAACAGGACUACCAACCUGGUGAUCCGAGGGGCCAUGCUGUUUACCGUGGGUGUCUUUCUGGCCCUGGUGCUGAACUUACUUCAGGUGCAGAGAAAUGUCACCCUCUUUCCACCCGAUGUCAUCAGCAGUAUCUUCUCUUCAGCCUGGUGGGUGCCGCCCUGCUGUGGUACAGCCUCAGCGAUGAUUGGGUUGUUGUACCCCUGUAUCGACAGCCGUCUGGGUGAGCCACACAAGUUCAAGCGGGAAUGGUCCAGUGUGAUGCGCUGCGUAGCUGUGUUUGUGGGUAUCAACCACGCAAGUGCUAAAGUGGACUUUGCCAACAACGUCCAGCUGUCUCUGACUCUGGCGGCGCUCUCCAUUGGUUUGUGGUGGACGUUUGACCGCUCCCGCAGCGGCUUUGGCCUGGGAAUCAGCAUCGCCGUGUUGGCAACACUGGCCACUCAACUCCUGGUUUAUAAUGGAGUCUUUCAGUAUACUUCUCCAGACUUCCUGUAUAUUCGCUCCUGGUUACCUUGCAUCUUCUUUGCGGGGGUUAUAACUAUGGGAAACAUAGGACGGCAGCUUGCCUUGUACGAGUACAAAUUCAUUCAGGAAAAGACCCAUCAGGACUGAGGGAUCUCUCCACCAGGCCUGUGCUCAGAAUGCCAUUGUCUUUGCACCACCUCAAAGCUAGAGGCUGGCUGCUGGAGAACAUCUGCAUGCAGCAUAGGCCAGGACUGGCUGGCCCCCGAAUGAGCCAGAUAGUCUUGUCAGUGAGACCUGAGCUCCUGAUUGGCUGCCUGGUGGUUUCCGCUGGACAAGACAGUAUUUUUGAUUGGCUCUUGUCAGGCCAUUCAGAGCUCGAGGUGGCUACUGCCCGGUGACAUUUUAACCUGAGCUGAAUUGAACAAUGAGCGCAGAGUUUGUUGUGUUUUUUUUUUUCUUCUUUGGUGCAGUUUAUCUCUUCUUACCUGCGGGGGGAUUAGUGGCGAAGCAUCUAUCGUUCUUCAGAUCAGCUCCAGUGUUUGAAGGCUUUGGCUCCUUUGUGCCAAACACAGUCACACAGGAGAUCAGUUUUAAAGCCUGCUCUUAUCUCCUGAGUCUUUCACAUCCUUCACGAAUCAGUGGGAAACACACAGCCAAGUUAACUUAUAUCUAAAAAGAUAUGCAUCUGUAUACCACACCUUCUAUUCGAUGAAAUUAGCUUAUAUCUACGGUGAGGUUUGAUAAAGGAAUGAUGAUGUGUACUGCACUGGCUGUGAGGACACAGGGUGUUUGAUGUUCACCUGUAGUGGAUCUCUGACAGCUACACCUGCCCUGUCUGUACAGUAUCAGAUAUGAAGGACAGUGCUUUCUUAUUGAAUAUGUAAAGCUCAGAGCGUUUUGGUUGAAAGUGAAUGGUACAGUUGGAAUAUACGCAGGCUUAGGAAAUUAAGGUCAUCCAUACAUGAACACAGUCUUGAAUAUUAAGCACAAUCAGACUUUUUUUUCUGAAAGAAUUACUUUGUUGUAGGACCAUUUAUGUAUUUGAUUAUUAGUCUUAAUUUCAGGGAACAAGAUUUAUCCAAAUACACAUCUUUAGCCUUUACAGCUUCCUGGUUAAAAAAUAAAAAAGGGCAACAAGUGGUGUUUGCUUUCCCCAGAGCAGCAGAAAUGCCAAAUUUCCCAACUAUUUUCUUCUUGACUGAAACUUGAUGGGUACCCUUUAUGAACCAUAGCUGUUGAAUACCUAAAAUAUAUGAUAGUGGGUAAUUGAGAUCAAUAGGUACAACUUAAAGUAGGACCAAAUAAAGCACCUUCGGUGUGUGUUAAGAUAGUUUGUAUGAUCCUAUGUAACUCACUGCGUUAUCUUAAUAUUUACAGAUUAGCAUUGAACUAACACAACGAACUGACAGUUUGUUAUAGACAAUUUGCAUUGUGUUUUCACUGGGUUACGUAUAGU